AUGGCCUUCUGUGUUCCUACCCACAAUGUGUCUGUCAUGGAUCUGAUUUGCCAUCUGCAGAAAGCUUCCAAGUAUGAUGACAUCAAGAAGGUGGUGAAGCAGGCAUCGGAGGGCCCACUAAAGGGCAUCCUGUGCUACACUGAGGACCAGGUUGUCUCCUGCGACUUUAACAGUGACCCCCACUCCUCCACCUUCGAUGCUGGAGCUGGCAUUGCUCUCAGUGGCAACUUUGUGGAGCUUAUUUCCUGGUAG
Messenger RNA from Onychomys torridus (southern grasshopper mouse), 252 nucleotides. Its product is annotated as glyceraldehyde-3-phosphate dehydrogenase-like. Gene Ontology annotation, molecular function: oxidoreductase activity, acting on the aldehyde or oxo group of donors, NAD or NADP as acceptor. The record is from RefSeq and is a predicted model, not a curated record. Bases 1 to 252 code for a protein of 83 amino acids. The transcript has a single exon. Lineage: Eukaryota; Metazoa; Chordata; Mammalia; Rodentia; Cricetidae.